Molecule: messenger RNA, 3438 nt
Organism: Miniopterus natalensis
Lineage: Eukaryota; Metazoa; Chordata; Mammalia; Chiroptera; Miniopteridae
Source: RefSeq, a predicted model, not a curated record
GGACACGUGACCAUCAGGAACCAUGAGCAACCCAUUUGCACACCUCGCUGAGCCUCUGGAUCCUGCACAACCAGGAAAGAAAUUCUUCAACUUGAAUAAAUUGGAUGAUUCAAGAUAUGGACGCUUACCAUUUUCUAUCAGAGUUCUCCUGGAGGCAGCCAUUCGGAACUGCGAUCAAUUUUUGGUGAAGAAAAAUGACAUUGAAAAUAUCCUAAAUUGGAAUGUCAUGCAGCAUAAGAACAUAGAAGUGCCAUUUAAGCCUGCCCGUGUCAUCCUGCAGGACUUCACGGGUGUGCCAGCCGUGGUAGACUUUGCUGCAAUGCGUGAUGCUGUGAAAAAGUUAGGAGGAGAUCCAGAGAAAAUAAACCCAGUCUGUCCUGCUGAUCUUGUAAUUGAUCAUUCCAUCCAAGUGGAUUUCAAUAGGAGGGUGGACAGUUUACAGAAGAACCAAGACCUGGAAUUUGAAAGAAAUCGAGAACGAUUCAAGUUUUUGAAGUGGGGUUCCCAGGCUUUUCGCAACAUGCGGAUUAUUCCCCCUGGCUCGGGAAUCAUCCACCAGGUGAACCUGGAGUAUUUGGCAAGAGUGGUGUUUGAUCAGGAUGGAUAUUAUUACCCAGACAGCCUCGUAGGCACCGACUCGCACACGACCAUGAUCGACGGCUUGGGCGUUCUCGGUUGGGGUGUGGGAGGCAUCGAGGCCGAGGCUGUCAUGCUGGGUCAGCCGAUCAGCAUGGUGCUGCCCCAGGUGAUUGGCUACAGGCUGCUGGGAAACCCCCAGCCUCUGGUCACGUCCACGGACAUCGUGCUCACCAUUACCAAGCACCUCCGCCAGGUUGGGGUAGUGGGCAAAUUUGUCGAGUUCUUCGGGCCAGGAGUAGCCCAGUUGUCCAUUGCUGACCGAGCUACAAUUGCCAACAUGUGUCCAGAGUAUGGAGCAACUGCUGCCUUUUUCCCAGUUGACGAAGUUAGUAUCAAGUACCUGGUGCAGACAGGCCGCAAUGAAGAAAAAGUUAAGUACAUUAAGAAGUAUCUGCAGGCUGUAGGAAUGUUUCGGGAUUUCAGCGACUCCUCCCAGGACCCCGAUUUUGCCCAGGUGGUGGAAUUAGAUUUAAAAACAGUAGUGCCUUGCUGCAGUGGACCCAAAAGGCCUCAGGACAAAGUCGCCGUGUCCGACAUGAAAAAGGACUUUGAGAGCUGCCUUGGAGCCAAGCAAGGAUUUAAAGGAUUCCAGGUUGCUCCAGACCACCAUGACGACCAUCAGACGUUUGUCUAUAAUAAUAGCGAGUUCACCCUUGCUCACGGUUCUGUGGUCAUCGCCGCCAUUACUAGCUGCACAAACACCAGUAAUCCGUCUGUGAUGUUAGGAGCAGGCUUGUUAGCAAAGAAGGCAGUGAACGCCGGCCUGACCGUGAAGCCUUACAUCAAAACAAGCCUGUCUCCCGGGAGUGGCGUGGUCACCUACUACCUGCGAGAGAGCGGAGUCAUGCCGUACCUGUCGCAGCUUGGGUUUGAUGUUGUGGGCUAUGGGUGCAUGACCUGCAUUGGCAACAGCGGGCCCUUGCCUGAACCUGUGGUAGAAGCCAUCACGAAGGGAGACCUUGUAGCUGUUGGAGUACUAUCUGGAAACAGGAAUUUUGAAGGCCGAGUCCACCCCAACACCCGGGCCAACUACUUAGCCUCUCCACCCUUAGUAAUAGCUUAUGCGAUUGCCGGGACCAUCAAGAUCGACUUUGAGAAAGAGCCGUUGGGGGUAAAUGCGAAGGGACAACAGGUAUUUCUGAAGGAUAUUUGGCCAACUAGAGAGGAGAUCCAGGCGGUGGAGCGUCAGUACGUCAUCCCCGGGAUGUUCAAGGAGGUCUACCAGAAAAUAGAGACUGUGAAUGAAAGCUGGAAUGCCUUAGCUGCCCCAUCAGAUACGCUGUAUUACUGGAAUCCCAAAUCUACAUACAUUAAGUCACCGCCUUUCUUUGAAAACCUGACCUUGGAGCUGCAGCCCCCUAAAUCUAUUGUGGAUGCCUAUGUGCUAUUAAAUUUGGGAGAUUCAGUAACAACUGACCACAUCUCUCCGGCUGGGAACAUUGCAAGGAACAGCCCUGCUGCUCGCUACUUAACCAGCAGAGGCCUGACUCCACGAGAAUUCAACUCCUAUGGUUCGCGACGCGGUAACGAUGCCAUCAUGGCCCGGGGGACAUUUGCCAACAUUCGCUUAUUAAACAAAUUUUUGAGCAAGCAGGCGCCGCAGACGAUACACCUGCCUUCUGGAGAAGUUCUUGAUGUGUUCGACGCCGCCGAGCGGUACCAGCAGGCGGGCCUUCCCCUGAUCAUUCUGGCCGGGAAAGAGUACGGCUCGGGCAGCUCCCGGGACUGGGCAGCGAAGGGCCCCUUCCUCCUGGGAAUCAAAGCUGUUCUUGCUGAGAGUUACGAGCGCAUUCACCGCAGUAACUUGGUCGGAAUGGGGGUGAUCCCCCUUGAAUACCUCCCCGGGGAGACUGCAGACACCCUGGGACUCACGGGGCGGGAACGCUACACCAUCAGCAUCCCAGAAAACCUCAAACCACAAAUGAAAGUCCAGGUCAAGCUGGACACCGGGAAGACCUUCCAGGCUGUCAUGAGGUUUGACACCGACGUGGAGCUCACUUAUUUCCGCAACGGGGGCAUCCUCAACUACAUGAUCCGCAAGAUGGCCAAGUAGGCCCUCGAUUCUUAGGGGACAUGUGUGGGGAGCUGCCCAGGGAGCACGUGGAGCGCCACCAGCCCGCCGAGCCCCUGGCGCAGAAGCGUGUCCCCUCUCCAGGCAGGGCGCUGCCUUGCAGACGAGCACAUGAGCGCUGGCUUUCCGGUGCCACUCCUCUAGGCACAAAGUCAGCCAGCCCUACAGUCUCUAUUUUUGUUAAUCUUUUUAUCUUUUUCUAGAAUUUGGACACUAGCGUGGUGGGAAUGUCCAUAGCGCCAGAAAGAACUGAGCUCCUCUUUAAAUUUACUGAUCACAGAUUGUUGAUUUUUUUUUUUUUUUACUCUUAGCCUGUUAAUGUUCAGCUGAACACAAGUCUUCUGGGAAGGAAUUUCCUGCCCUCUGUGUUUCUCUGUUCCCCUCAGCUCAGUGAAACCUCUGCUGUGCCUAUUACACCAGUGUUAACUGACAUGGGCAGAUCUGAACUUCUGCGCACUUCAAAUCACAAUGGGGAUGCGAUUCCCUGCCCCCCCCCCCUUUUCUGAGGAGUGAAUGAUCUGGAUACCUUGUGGACAGGUCACAUGUUGAAACUUUUGGAUUAAGUACUUUUUGAUAGAAAAUGUGAAGUUUUCUUUUACCAUCUUUUAAAAAUUUUCCCCAGAAAAUUUUUUCACUUGUCAAGAGGAUAACUGUGUUUGGAGGUGAUUUUGCAGGUAGACACAGAAUAUUUCUAAUUUGAAUAAAAUUAAAUCUAUUUUCAAGGAAAA